Emericellopsis cladophorae is the source of this 849-nucleotide messenger RNA. RefSeq lists its product as uncharacterized. The transcript has 3 exons. The coding region runs from base 1 to 849 and encodes 282 amino acids. The record is from RefSeq and is a predicted model, not a curated record. Lineage: Eukaryota; Fungi; Ascomycota; Sordariomycetes; Hypocreales; Bionectriaceae.
AUGGUCAUCGCGACCAAGUACACGACAAACUACAAAGGGGGCCCCGGCCACCCCCAUAUCCAAGCCAACUACUCGGGCAAUGGCAGCAAAAGUCUCCAUCUGUCAGUCGAGGCCAGUCUCCAGAAACUACAGACGAGUUACAUCGACCUACUUUACGUCCACUGGUGGGACUACUCUACUUCGAUUCCCGAAUUGAUGCAAUCUUUGAACCACCUUGUGGCAGCCGGGAAGGUAUUGCACUUGGGAAUCAGCGAUGCGCCAGCUUGGGUCGUCAGCAAGGCCAAUGAGUACGCCCGGAACCACGGUUUGCGUCAGUUCUCCGUGUAUCAGGGACGGUGGUCGGCAGCCAGUCGAGACUUUGAGAGGGACAUCAUACCGAUGUGCAAAGACGAAGGUAUGGGCAUCGCCCCGUGGGGGGCACUUGGAGGAGGCCGCUUCAAGAGCGAGGAGCAGCGGAAUGCCCAGGGUGGGCGGGCGGUCGAGCUGAAUGACCACGACAUCAAAAUCAGCAUCACGCUCGAGAAUGUAGCCCGACGUCGUGACACAGCCAUUACUAGUGUUGCUAUGGCAUAUGUCAUGCACAAGGCGCCCUACGUGUUUCCCAUCGUCGGUGGACGCAAGGUGGAUCACUUGAAAGGCAACAUUGAAGCGCUCACGCUGCAGCUUUCACGCGAAGAUAUUGAGGAGAUCGAAUCGGCUGCUCCAUUCGACCUCGGAUUCCCUCACAGCAUGCUCUGGGGCAAUGAGGUUCCAGAGAAUAACCAGCAAGUCACCUUAUUGAGAAUGGCCGGCACAUUUGACUACGUUCCGGAAAGACAGUCAGUCGUGCCAUCCAAAAGAGGAGCUUAG